AUGUGUCGUCCGAUUCGACAGCAAUUCGUGGUUGUGCUGUAUUGGAUCUUGAAGGCACAAAGUCUGAACGGCUCGUCUUCAAACCAGGCACCAGUGCCGACCGCCUCGACAAUUACAGUGCCGCAACAGCAUCAGCAGCAGCAGCAGCAGGUUGUGGGAACAAUGGCGACUGGUGAUACGGGUCAAGUUUCGAACGUAGCGUACAUGUCAUCGGGAAUACUCGGUCCUGGCACGACGCAUCAGUAUCUCGUGCACCAUCCGAGUUCGUCGAAUUCGACGAUUAUGAUGUUGCAGCAACACCAGGUGCACACGAAUGGCUCUGGAAUGAUUCCGCCGUCGCGAACAUCGCCGACGAAUGAGAUGAAUCAGUGCCUCCAACCGGUGUCCGAGGACAGCAUUGAUGGAACUCUGCGGGAAUUCGCACCCGGAAACCAUUCGUCAGCUCCUCAAAACGUUCACCAGUAUAAUCAUCAUCAUGUUCAACAGAUUCAACAGCAACAACAGCAUCAUCAUAUGCCGUACAGUAUGCAAAUGCAGUAUCAACAAAUGCAGCAAACGCAACAUUCUCUGUACGCGCCGAUGACGUCAUCAUCGACGGCGGCGUCCCAACCACAGCCGCAACAACAACAGCAGCCAUCUCAACAGUCCCAACACAUGAAUGAGUCGAGUAAUUUAUCAUCCGCUGGCAGUGUGUCGGAUCGCGAGCCCGAGCAAGGUGGCACACCGAAACGGCCAGCUGCUCCGCAAAGCGCGACGACAACCGAGAAGAAAGUUCGGAAGCGGCGGAGGUUGGCUAAUGAGGACCAGGCGACGCCGAAACAUGAGAGGAAGAUAACCGAGUUCAUUAAGCAUUCGCAAGCGUCUCCGAAACGCUUCCUCGCUAGUGUUUCGAAUGGUCCCGCGCAACACGCGCAAACAGCUCAUUCCAACGGAUCGAAUAGCUACGGAAAUGAUGGUCCGAAUUCGGCACCUCAGCAUGAAAUACAAAAUGCGUAUUGGGGUGUUGGGACGUGCGGGCCGAAUAGUCGCGGAACUCCAACUCCAACACAAGCGAGUCAGCAACAACAGCAGCAUUACUCGUCGUCUGAGUCGAACUCAAACUCGAAUCAAUCACCGCCGGGUGGUCCGCGAAGUUUUGUGCGCAUGAUAGAUGGCGAGUGUCAAACGGAUGAAGGAAUUCAAAAUUCGACGUCGGCUGUCGAUGAAAUUGCGAAAAGAGAUCGUAUUAUCGAAGAUUUCCGAAGACAAAUUGAUGAGUUGCAGGCCAAGUAUUCGAACGAGCGCCGUAAGAAUGAGGCCGGUAAAGAGACGAUCAAGCGAUUGUUGAUUGAAAAGAAUGUGAUCGAGCGGAAAGCGUUGCGCGAUAAGACAACCGCUGACACGCCUCGCAUUGGUUGCUUCAAGACAACACGAACCGCCGAUUCAUUCCGCGAUCAGUGGUGCGACGGCUAUGCGUUUGAUGAGAUUGAGAAGAAGCAGCAGCAGAUCUUGAAUGAGCGCAACGAUCUCAUCAACGCCACUGCUUUGCUCAAAAAGCGGCGGCCGCAGGGAAUUGGAAAAGAAGGAACGAAGCGUGCGGCAGCUGCAUUGAAUCUUGAUUCGAACAGCAAUUCUAAUCAGCCAUCAACGUCGAGUGUUAAUGGAAAUGCUGAUGAUGCGAUUUUCCGAAGGCCCGAAGAGCCAAAGGAGAUAAAUUAUCAAGAAUAUAUCGAGCUGGAUGAGAUUUAUAAGCUUCGUCGUGAACAUCUCAAAAAGGAGGAGCUCGACCUCCAAAUUGAACGUGAGAAGCUUGAGCGAGAGCGUCAAUUGCACAUUCGCGAGUUGAAACGUGUUGCGAAUGAGGCUGCUUCGUCGUACAAGGAUCACUCGCUUCUGAACAAACGCUAUUUGAUGCUCAGCUUGCUUGGCAAAGGUGGAUUUAGUGAGGUUUGGAAGGCGUUCGACAUUGAAGAGAAUCGAUAUGUCGCAUGCAAAAUCCAUCACGUGAAUAAGGAUUGGAAGGAGGAGAAGAAGGCAAACUAUGUGAAGCACGCAAUGCGCGAGAAGGAUAUUCACAAAUCGCUUGACCAUUGCCGAAUUGUUAAAUUGUACGAUCUUUUCACAAUCGACAAUCACUCAUUCUGUACUGUUCUCGAGUACUGUCCUGGAAAUGAUCUCGAUUUCUAUUUGAAACAGAACAAGCAGAUAUCUGAGAAAGAAGCGAGAAGUAUCAUCAUGCAGGUUGUUUCUGCUUUGGUGUACUUGAAUGAGAAGAGAGAUCCGAUUAUUCAUUAUGAUUUGAAGCCAGCAAAUAUUUUGUUGGAAUCUGGAAAUGCGUGUGGUGCUAUCAAGAUCACCGAUUUUGGAUUGUCAAAGAUCAUGGAAGGUUCCGAAGCUGAUCAUGAUCAUGAUGGUAUCGAGUUGACGUCUCAAUUCGCGGGAACCUAUUGGUAUUUGCCGCCCGAGACGUUUAUCGUGCCGCCGCCGAAAAUUACUUGCAAAGUGGAUGUCUGGAGCAUUGGUGUUAUUUUCUACCAAUGCAUUUAUGGCAAGAAACCAUUCGGAAAUGAGUUGACGCAACAGAAGAUUCUCGAGUACAAUACUAUUAUAAAUGCUCGCGAGGUUUCAUUCCCGCCGAAGCCACAGGUGAGCUCGGUCGCGCAGGAUUUCAUACGUAGAUGCCUGCAAUACAAAAAAGAAGACCGCGCCGAUGUUUUCGAAUUGGCCCGUCACGAGCUUUUCCGACCAAGAGGAGCGAUUCGUGCUGCCGCUGGCUCAAUCAGCUCGCCGAGCAUUCCUCGAAGUCCUUCAAUUAACCGUGAAGACGACAAUAAUUGA
Molecule: messenger RNA, 2817 nt
Organism: Caenorhabditis bovis
Lineage: Eukaryota; Metazoa; Nematoda; Chromadorea; Rhabditida; Rhabditidae
Source: the annotation of a GenBank genome assembly